This is a messenger RNA of Mirounga angustirostris (Northern elephant seal), 954 nucleotides long. It is a transcript of the gene ECRG4, whose product is annotated as ECRG4 augurin precursor. The transcript has 4 exons. Lineage: Eukaryota; Metazoa; Chordata; Mammalia; Carnivora; Phocidae. Bases 300 to 743 code for a protein of 147 amino acids. The record is from RefSeq and is a predicted model, not a curated record. Gene Ontology annotation, biological process: cellular senescence; G1 to G0 transition; regulation of cell population proliferation.
UGGGCCCGGGUAGUCCAUCUCCCCAUCCCUUCCCCUGACCCCGGCGUCGCGCGCGUCCGUGGCCUUGGAGCCGAGGGGCGGCGAUCGGGGUGAGGGGGGUGCAGGGGGCGCGGGGCUCGGUGGCGCUCUGAGCGGCCGCUUGGCCCGCGGCCCUCUGGCUCGGCGCCCGGCCUGCCGGUCCCGCCCCGGCUGGGAUGUAGGGAGCGCCGGCCUGCCUGCGCCCCUAUCCCCCCUCGCCCAGUCCUCUAGCGCGGCGGCUCGCGGUGCGCGCGUCUCCCUCCUGCCCUCCCGCUGCAGCCAUGGCCGCCUCCUCCGCGCGGCCCACCGUCCUGGCCCUGACCGCGCUGGCGCUGCUCCUGCUGCUGUGCCUGGGCCCAGGUGGCAUAAGUGGGAAUAAACUCAAGCUGCUACUUCAAAAGCGGGAAGCACCUGCUCCGGCUAAGACUAAAGUAGCAGUGGAUGAGAGCAAGGCCAAAGAAUUCUUGAACAGCCUGAGGCGCCAGAAGCGGCAGCUGUGGGACCGGACUCGGCCGGAGGUCCAGCAAUGGUACCAGCAGUUCCUCUACAUGGGUUUCGACGAAGCGAAAUUUGAAGAUGACAUCACUUACUGGCUAAACCGAGGUCGGAAUGGGCACGACUACUAUGAUUACUAUCAGCGUCACUAUGACGAGGACACAGCAAUUGGUCCCCAGAGUCCCCACAGCUUCAGGCAUGGAGCCAGCGUCAACUACGAUGACUACUGAUCAUCACUCCGCGCUCCGUGCACCAGCACCGGAAGUGACCCCUUCACUGCCUCGCACCAUGUGGCUUCUGCUGGGCUUGACUUCCGCAGAUCUUUUCUACCCCCUUUCUGUGACCAAAGCAAAGAUCAAUGCCUUUUGAUAUUUCAUGCAAGAACCUAACAAUGCAUUCCAUUAAAAAAUAGAAAUAAAAGCAUUUUGUUAAAAAACAAAA